Messenger RNA from Ophidiomyces ophidiicola, 3234 nucleotides. It is a transcript of the gene RAD53, whose product is annotated as Protein kinase protein rad53. The transcript is spliced from 3 exons. Gene Ontology annotation, molecular function: protein binding; protein serine/threonine kinase activity; ATP binding. Bases 1 to 3234 code for a protein of 1077 amino acids. NCBI's taxonomy places the organism in Eukaryota, Fungi, Ascomycota, Eurotiomycetes, Onygenales, Onygenaceae. Gene Ontology annotation, biological process: peptidyl-serine phosphorylation; protein autophosphorylation; autophagosome organization. The record is from RefSeq and is a predicted model, not a curated record. Gene Ontology annotation, cellular component: cytoplasm; autophagosome.
AUGGACGACGCAACGCAGCCUUCGACUCAGCCGUACGCAGAUCCUAGACGAAGUGGGGUUCACAACUCAGGCCUAGACCAGCAAGAUGUCGCAGACAUCAUCUGUAUUUUGCACCCUAGCUCUAUCCACGCCCACAGAGCAGUUGCUGCCACUGCCAGGCGGGCUCCUCAGCACAUAUUGAAACAGCACCAUGAUCUUGAAUAUGAACCAGAUCCUAAUUUUCCUAUUGAGCAAAAUCAUGACAUUGCUCUUAGGUUUUCAUCAUACGUAAAAGACCUUGGUGCCGGGUUCUAUUUUGGGCGGAACUCUUCUCGUUGUGAUAUACUUAUCACUGCGGAUGAAAACGAAAAAAAGAUCUCGAAUAUGCACUUUCGAAUAUACAUCAAGACCGACGGCAUUAUAAUGCUCGAAGAUACCUCAACAAAUGGCACAGUCGUUGAUGAUAUACUAAUUCGGAAGGAUCGCAAGGACAACACUCCUACUACUCAGAUGCUUAUGUCUGGCUCCAUUAUCCAGGUUCUAGGUAGCGAAGUGAAUUCGGAGAUCAAGUUUAUUGUUCGCAUUCCUCCGCGAGACGAAUAUCAGGGGCUAUACCAUAGAAAUUUCGUCCAGUACCUCAACAAGAUCCGUAAUGUCACGAAAAAUGUUGGGGGGGAGAACGGCCGGGAGGUAUCCGAAUUUAUUAUUCCUCAGCAAAACUUCAAUUCUCAUGGUAUGCGAUGGAAUGGUGGCUCAAAAUACAAUGUCACUGGACAAAUAGGCAAAGGUGCCUUUGCCACUGUAUACAAACUGGCAACGAAAAACGAUGGCACUCUUUUUGCUUGCAAAGAACUCGACAAACGUCGUCUUAUGAAAAAUACUAUGCUAGAUCACAAAGUCGAUAGCGAGAUGAGGAUCAUGAGGGAUUUGGAGCACCCUAACAUUGUCCAAUUCCAUGACUAUCAUGACCACGAAAAUCGCUGGAUUUAUAUUAUCAUGGAGUAUGUUGGUGGUGGAGAGCUUUCUUCGCUCAUGUCUCAAAUGGGAAAGCUACCGGAAAGCAUGGUUCAAACCAUUGCGCGACAGAUCUUGCACGCGCUACACUAUCUCCACAGCAAAAGAAUCACACAUCGUGACAUCAAACCGGACAACAUUCUUAUAUCGUCCCUUGAUCCUGUCAGAGUCAAAUUAUCGGACUUUGGUUUGUCGAAAGUUGUACAAGAGGAGACUUUUCUGAAAACCUUUUGUGGAACUUUACUCUAUUGUGCGCCGGAGGUUUAUCCGGAAUACGAAGAUUAUAAAAAAAAGGAGGCUCGAAAGCGACGGCGAGUUGGUGAUCCCUUACCCAAGACCUCCCCAUAUAACCAAUCAGUAGAUAUGUGGUCGUUCGGUGCUGUUUUGUUUCAUAUUCUUUGCGGGGCUCCUCCUUAUAUGGGCCGUGCGGAUGACAGAGGCGCACAAAUGCUACAGAACAUAAUGACGACUGAUGCAAAUUACAACAAACUGCGCAGAGUUGGCGUCUCAGAAGCUGGAAUAGACUUUAUAUCCAGUCUUUUGAACCGAGAUCCACAAUCUAGGCCCAAAGAAUCACGUUGUUUCAAACAUCCCUGGCUCGUUAAUAUUCCAGAUGAAUUUGAUUACAUGGAGAUUGACGACGUAGAAGAAGAACAGGUGAACACUGACCUGAAGGCCAUAGCAGAGGCCAGUGAGCCUGAUUCCAGUGAAUAUGAACAGCUAAGUGCCUCUGGAAUCGAUUUACACGAUAUCACAGAUGACCCUUUCGCAGAAGAAAGUGAUCUUAACGACCCGUCUAUUUCGGACUUUACGAAUAUUAAAAGGCCAAGAGUGAAAGAGGAACAAGACGGUGAUCUAAUCGCCAUCCCUCUUCCUGAAAACAUUCCGUAUCCGUCUCUCCCAGAUAUUUCAAGCUAUAAUUUUGGGUCCAGUGCCGUUUUGGGGUCUACACCUACAGCAAAACGUCUUUUUGGCGAAAUACCUCGCUCAGCUCUGCAAAGCUCUGGUGUUCUCGGUGAUCUUCAAGUACGCAUGGAUGGGCCCCAAUUUCAGCGGGAUUUCGAGAGUGUACAUGAGAGCCAGUCCUCCAACAGUAAAUCGGAACCACUUGAGGACAGACUACACAAUGCGGCUCCAUCCAAAUAUCUACUCUCUGAAAUACCGCCAAAAUUCGGUAGAUCGACUUCAAGUUUACAAAGUGCCGAAUCACUUGCUGGGAAUGUGAACAUGGGCUCUUUUGGCGGUGUAUCUACCUCUCCAAAUAGUGACAAGGAAGAAAAAAAUGAAGUCUCAUACUACAGCGGGGAUGAUGUAGGAGAUAAAAGCUACGCUGACGUGGAAGAUAAUUUAGACUAUGGUGAGAAGCAUGCCAGACCUAGCCCAGUGCGCCGAGUAUUGACCCCCGGCCAAAGAAGCUCCUCCAGUGCAAGCUUGAGAGCACGAUUAUCCCGUAAUCUAUCCCUCCAAAAUGACCACCCGGGGGACGAAUCAUAUGAAGCAUCUUGGGAAGAGCUCGCCUGUACUAUUGACGAGCGGACGGGCCAAAGUGUCCGUCAGUCGGCAGAGUCCGACUCUCAUCAUGAACCGCAUUCCUCAGCUACUGUUGACCGCUAUUCCCAGUCAACGACAAAACCAGGAACAGACAGCCAAGUCACCGCUACAUCAGCAAAGCCUCCCACCAUUUUAGGAAAAUUAACUCCGAUACCCGGCUCAAUUACUGACCAGGUUAUUCACCUCCGUUCUCGAAUGACCUCCUGGGGCCGCGGGUCAGGCAAUACGAUUCGAUACCCCGACCGAAUGGAUGUCCGUAUUCCAGCAUAUGCUCUCGAAUUGACCUUCUGGGCGCCUGCUAUCGAGGCGCGAAUUGAUUCGGGGGAAGACUGGCUAACGGUCCCAGAUGUAGUCACGCUUGUGUCUACCAAAACGAGCAAACGCAUCUGGGUCAAUGACAUAGAGCUGCAGAGCGAGACUCCAGAUAGAAUGUCAUACCUCUUUGGAAGAGUCUAUACUGGCGAUAUUAUCACUGUCUAUGGCAAUCACGAGGAGUUCCUAAAGUAUAAAUGUGAAUUUUUCUACGGGGACAGUACCCAAUCGCGACCCAAAGAGGAAGACGGGUUCAUUAUUCAAACGACGAAGAAGGCUCGCAGCGAUACUGCCUCGAAAGGUGCUGCAAGUGUGACAGCAUCCACAGCUACCGGAAAAAACAUAGAAAACGGCGUCUUCAGCGACCACAAUGCUUGA